Oreochromis aureus is the source of this 2233-nucleotide messenger RNA. RefSeq names its product DAZ associated protein 1 (gene dazap1). Lineage: Eukaryota; Metazoa; Chordata; Actinopteri; Cichliformes; Cichlidae. The transcript has 14 exons. The coding region runs from base 150 to 1502 and encodes 450 amino acids. Gene Ontology annotation, molecular function: RNA binding. Gene Ontology annotation, cellular component: cytoplasm. The record is from RefSeq and is a predicted model, not a curated record.
AGAGCGCUGCCCCCCGCAGCGUCGUCAUUGCGCAGAGCAGUUUGAACCAAAAAGCGGAGUGACCUUCCUCCGCUCUCAGUCUGAGAGGGGCAGCACUGAAGCAAUAAGCCGGUCACAGCUCCCGCAGUCCCCCCGCUUUAGCUUCAGAAAUGAACAACAACUUAGUCGGAGAUGAAGUCGGGAAACUUUUUGUGGGUGGAUUGGACUGGAGUACCACACAAGAGACACUGAGAAACUACUUCUCACAGUAUGGGGAAGUAGUAGAUUGUGUCAUCAUGAAGGACAAAACUACAAAUCAGUCGCGAGGCUUCGGCUUUGUAAAGUUCAAAGACCCCAAUUGUGUACGGACAGUGCUGGAGACAAAGCCACAUAAUCUCGAUGGAAGAAAUAUUGACCCGAAGCCAUGUACUCCCAGAGGAAUGCAGCCUGAAAAGUCUCGAACCAAGGAGGGCUGGGGCAGCAAAGCUGAUAGCAAUAAAUCAAAGAAGAUAUUUGUAGGUGGAAUCCCCCAUAACUGCGGCGAGCCUGAACUCAGGGACUAUUUCAAUAGAUUCGGAGUGGUCACAGAGGUGGUAAUGAUCUAUGAUGCGGAGAAGCAGAGGCCCCGAGGUUUUGGAUUUAUUACUUUCGAGGCCGAACAAUCAGUGGACCAGGCUGUCAACAUGCAUUUUCACGACAUCAUGGGCAAAAAAGUGGAAGUAAAGAAGGCCGAACCUCGUGACAGCAAAGCUCCUGGCCAGCUUGGCCCUGGCCAGUGGGCGCCCAGGGGCAUCUUGAGUGCAGCUAAUGGUUGGACAGCACAGCCUGCCCAGGGCUGGCAACAGCCUUAUGGGCCACAGGGAGUGUGGGUGUCAACUACUGGCCAGCCCAUAGGCGGGUAUGGACCUCCAUUGCCAACAGGCCGGGGAACCCCCGCCCAGCCUCCGUCGCCUUUCAACGCAUUCCUGGUCACGACCCCGGCAGGUGGCUUUGCUGCACCUCAGGGCUACCCUCAGCAGGGCUACAGCACCGCACCUCAGUUUGGUUACAGUUUCGGCACACCACAAGCAGACCAGUAUGCUCCACAGGUUCCUCCUCCACCCACGACUCCAGGAACUGCACCGCUGGGCUUUGCACCAGCCACCACACCAACUCAGGAUUUGAGCAAAGCUCCCACCGGGCAGCCCGACUUCACUUAUAGCCAGUAUGGCUUGGGUAACUACCCUCAGGACCCCUCUGCCUACGGACCAACGCGUCCUUCUCACAGUUAUGGUCAGGAUGAGCAGGGAGGAUAUAGUUCAGCUAAAGGGGUGAGAAAGGAAAGAAGAUUUAAAGAAGGCCACGAAACCAGGUACGGUCAGGACCUGACAGCCUUCGGCCACAGCUUCGCAGACCCCAGCCAGCCGACAGCCUCGUACGGUGCCCCGACAGCACAGCCCGCCGCUGCUCCCCAGCCCGCCGCCAGUGCAUUCGGCAGAGGGCAGAACCACAACGUACAGGGCUUCCACCCGUAUCGACGCUGACCACCACCACCACCACCCCUUCCCAGGCAGGACCGCUGUGUAAAGUUCAAAAAUAAACAAAAAAUAAGAAGUCAGGGAAAUCUGUGUUCUUGCUAAAACGCAAAACUGGAGUUCUGGAUGUUCUUUAGGAAUGUUGAAUGCACACAGUUUGUGAAACAGGGAUUCCAGUAAAUUUAAAAGGGUAUUUUUUGUGUGUUUUUUUUUUUUUUUUUAUAAUUUUAUUUUAUUUUAUUUUUUUCGUUUUGCAUAAAUUAAAAAAAACAUUCAGCAGAAAGAAGCUUUUAUUCCCCACCCCCAACCCAUGUUUUAUAGUAGAAAUAAACUACUUUGCAAUAAUUUUGUCUGGUCAAACACUAGCACAGAGACUAUAUGUAAAGAGACUUGCCUAUGAAUAUGUAUAUUUAUGGUGGACACAAAUGAAAACAGGGUCUCAAGUUUCCUCAGCUUUAAAUUAUAGGGAAAAUGUUUUUAUUUUUCAUUUGGUGAAUUUUGUUUACUUUCUGAGCCUUUAAAGUUUGUUUAAAAUGGAGAUUAUGAAUAUAUAUAUUAUACACAAACUGUGCAAUUUUUUAAAAAGGAAAAAAAAUUUUGUACUAUAAAUGUACACUUUGCUUGUUUUUUUAUUUAAAGAUGUAGACUUCCCUCAGGUGGCUGUUUUGGGUGCAUUUUUGCACUUAUGCAAAAAGUAAAGAUGAAAAAUUAUUACAAAAAUAAACGUUUUAAGGAUAAAA